This is a messenger RNA of Pochonia chlamydosporia 170, 156 nucleotides long. RefSeq lists its product as hypothetical. The transcript has a single exon. NCBI's taxonomy places the organism in Eukaryota, Fungi, Ascomycota, Sordariomycetes, Hypocreales, Clavicipitaceae. Bases 1 to 156 code for a protein of 51 amino acids. The record is from RefSeq and is a predicted model, not a curated record.
AUGGAGAUGUCUUGGGGAAUUGUGCAUGUCGAUCGUCUUAGGGCCGAUUGCUGGCAUUGUUUUGCUCUCGGUAUUCGGUCCAAGUUGUCUGGUCACGUACUUUGCUGUUGUCCUUUGGGGGGUCUAGUGUGGUUAGUGGUUGGAACUGCAGAGUAA